Molecule: messenger RNA, 1973 nt
Organism: Mytilus trossulus (common blue mussel)
Lineage: Eukaryota; Metazoa; Mollusca; Bivalvia; Mytilida; Mytilidae
Product: protein phosphatase 1 regulatory subunit 27-like
Exons: 5
Coding region: 537-1037 (166 amino acids)
Cellular component (GO): cytoplasm
Molecular function (GO): phosphatase regulator activity; enzyme inhibitor activity; protein binding
Source: RefSeq, a predicted model, not a curated record
AGCCUUGUUCUGAGAUUUGAGAGGAAGUCGAGAUAAGUUAUCUUCUAGCGACCACUUUCUAUUUGUGAAAGUUUAUUGAGAGACUUCCCAAUUCUAUUAACCAUUAUCUAAGGUUUGCAGAGAGCGAAGUUAAUCUGCAGUAAACUGUUGAACCUAUCACUGGAACUUACGUUUGAUCACUGAAAUUUUAGAUUGGGAAAGUUAAUUUAAACAUAUGCUAAGAGGUUAAAAGAGGAGUCGGAGAACAAAGGUGCACGUGUAGGUUUAUUAUUUUUAUUCAGAGGUUAUAAGAAGAGCCGGCACAUGUAGGAUUAUUUUCCUUUAUUCAGAGGUUAUAGGAGGCUUAGAAUACAAAGAUAAUUCGUAAAGGAAGACGAUCAUAUAAUCUUAGGCGAAGUAUGUGGAGCUGAUAUACAGAAGAUGAAAUCUGACACUGUUAAGAUGUAAUGAACAGACAUACUGUAAACAAAUCACUACACGAUUAUAUUGUAAACUUUCAUGUGUGUUAGACACGCGCGUCAGCACGAUCGAGAAUAAUGAGUCGGCGUGCUAGUUUGUAUGCUAAACAAAAUCCCACCAAACCUCGUCCUAAAGUUCGAUUUUCCGAUGAACUUGUAUUCUUGGAUAAUAUAAAGGAGAAUGAUAUUCCAGCUCUUGGAUCAAUGUUACGGAGAGCCAGUCUUCAAGUUGACAUUAGUGGAAUAAAUGAUGCAGGUUUAACGCCAUUGCAUCAAGCAGUUUUAGAUGGAAACUUAAUGGCAGUAAGAUUACUGGUAGAACAUGGUGCUAAUAUCAACAAACAAGACGACGAUUACUGGACCCCUUUACAUGCCGCAUGCGCAGAGGGGCAUGCCGAAAUAGCUCAAAUAUUACUGGACCAUGGAGCAGAUAGGACCAUUCUUACAGAUGAAGGAGAAAGACCUUUAGAUUUAGUAGAUCCUUCGGAUUUUGCUACUAUCCGUGUCAUGUUGGACAAUAACAAACAACAGGACGACUGUCAGUCUAGUGAAGAUGAUCUGGACGAUUGUAAUUCAUGACGUAGAAAAUCACGGAAAUCAAAGUAUUGUCGGGCAAUGAAUGACAGUGGACUCUUCUUUCUUUUGAAAUCCCACAACGUACAUGUAUAUCUCGGACAAUUUUAUUCUGGUCAUACCAGAUGUGUUUGUGUCACGGUUCAUUUCAACGGAGAAAAAUGUCUUAUGAUUUAUCAUUUAGAAUGUACAUCGAAACACAUUUCGAAUUAACAUUAUCUGUCCGUGUUCGGAAGUUUCAGAGUAACCAUUGGCCUGCAGGAUAGUUAUGAAACGAAAAAAGCGUUCAUACUUUGAAUUUGACCAAAACCAUACAAAUCUGUGCCAAGCGUAUAUCUUAUUGGUGUUUAUAACCUCAAAUUUCGAUUUUGUCUCAAAGGCAAACGUAGGAAAUUUAGUACUGUGAGCUCAAUUAUUAUCAUGUUCUUGUUGCUCUAAGAUACAAAUACAGCAGUUGAUAUACUCUGAUUCAAAAUUCAUAACAAAUAUACCAAAAUAAAUUUUCAUAUAUCACAAAUGUUGACACUCUUUGUUUUUUAUAACAGGAUGUUUUUUUCUGGAACUAAAUGAUUAUAGUUUUACCUCAUCAAUUAAACCAUUGCAACUUAUUUAUUUGAUUGUGUACAAAAUGCAUUAAUUUAAAAGUGGAGUUUGUAAAGUGGAUCACAAAUAGUAGGUACAUAGAUAUCGGUAUGCGAUUGGGUAAGACACUGUGUUUUUUUCAUUAGAGUUGUCUAUCUUUUGCCAGAAAAGGGUAGUAAAAGCGAAGGCAGCAAUUCUUGGUUUUUUUUAAUGUUUUUCAUUGACCAGAAUGGUUUUAGAAGGCUUUAGCAAUUUUAUGCAUUAUUCAUUUUCCUCAUUUUACUUGUUCAUAUUUUUUUAGAACUUCACAUAUUUAUAGGCCGUGUACGCCUAUCAAAUAUUAAUAAAUAUUGUAACUAU